This is a messenger RNA of Astyanax mexicanus (Mexican tetra), 5960 nucleotides long. It is a transcript of the gene pgr, whose product is annotated as progesterone receptor. The transcript is spliced from 9 exons. The coding region runs from base 393 to 2318 and encodes 641 amino acids. Gene Ontology annotation, biological process: regulation of DNA-templated transcription. The record is from RefSeq and is a predicted model, not a curated record. Gene Ontology annotation, molecular function: DNA-binding transcription factor activity; sequence-specific DNA binding; zinc ion binding. NCBI's taxonomy places the organism in Eukaryota, Metazoa, Chordata, Actinopteri, Characiformes, Acestrorhamphidae.
UCUGGAGGGGUAGGCCAUGAGUGUACAAGCCUUUCACACACACUGCCAGGUGUAGAGAAAAAUAUGGGAUGUCCUAACUUGCAGUCUGUUUGAAAGUCAGAGCUGGCAGCUUCUUCUGCUGAGGAGCAUCACUGUAUCUGCUGGAAACUGGGAUGAAGAUUUAGGGAACAUCAUUAAAUAUCCUGCUGAACAUUUAUAAAAAAAUAAAUAAUCAAAUAAAACUUGGAAAUUCUAAAGGAUGUUUUUCUACUAAAAUGGCGGGACUAAUUUGAUUUACAGCACUCCGCGGAAGUUCUUGAGUCUGUUCUGAACUAUCUAGAGACUCGGCGCAGCAUCUGCACUGCUCUUACACCACAAGGAGGGAUAUUUUGGGAAGGUUCCUGUUCUUACCGAUGCGGGACAGUUUAGACUUCUACCGCCAGGCGAACGCUGCGGGUGCGUCUCCUCCUCUCGCGCUCCGAGCCCGUUUCAUCUUUAACCCCGGGAUGGAAGCAAAAGCCAGCGACGGGUUUGAUCUCGUGGACUCGACGGUGAACAUAGAGAGUGAUUUGAUGGAUCAGUACCCUGAGGUGAGCUUCCACGAGACCGCGAGCUCUGUGCGUAAUUUUGGACACGGCGGCGCGUCUCUGGCGGAGGAUCCCGACAGCGAGUUCGCGUCGGUGGAGAAAGACCUGCUGAAACUGGAGCCCGGAGCCUGGAGCGAGAUAGCGGAGAACCUCCUCCACCUGCACCGGGACCCGCAGGAUUGCGGCGCGGACGGGUCGGUACCGGUACCAGCGGCACCGGGCAUGUGUAAGCUCAUCAAAGACGAGCGCGAGCCCGCGCUGAUCAUGGAUCCCGCCCGGUGCGCUGCGAGCUUUGAGCCGGUUGGAGGGGAGUCCGGCACCAGCCUCCUGCUGGACCUAGCCCGGUCCAGCCCCCCGUCUCCCUUCCAGCACCUGAGGAGCGCAGGUGAGGCGCUCGUGCCCGCCGCCAAAUCUGUGCUGAACCUGGAGGCGGUGAGCGCGCCCUCCCCGCAGCACAUGCUGAUGUGUAAGAGCGAGGUGAACAGAUGGCACCUGACCCCAUCACCCGCCGAGUUCUGGUGCCCGCCGGCCGGACUUACCGAGGAGCCGCAGGGCGCGUACCCGGGCUUGGACGGGACCCACGGCGCGGGGUUCGGACAGCUGUCCGCCGCUUUCGGCGCCUUCGCGAGUGUACCGCCCCAGAGAAUGUGUGUGAUCUGCGGAGACGAGGCUUCAGGAUGUCAUUAUGGAGUUCUGACCUGCGGAAGCUGCAAGGUGUUCUUCAAGAGAGCUGUGGAAGGACAUCACAAGUACCUGUGUGCUGGGAGAAACGACUGCAUCGUGGAUAAAAUCAGGAGGAAAAACUGCCCGGCUUGUCGGCUCAGGAAAUGCUACCAGGCAGGGAUGAUGCUGGGAGGACGUAAACUGAAGCGGUUUGGAGUUUUAAAGGCCAUGGGUCUCAACCCGUCACUGAUGUUCCAGAACCCUCUGACCCUGCCGGUCGAGCCCCGCGCCUUGUCCACCCUCUCCUGUAUGCCCGCCAUCCGAGAACUGCAGUUGACUCCACAGAUCAUCAGCAUACUGGAGAGCAUCGAGCCAGAGGUGGUCUACUCAGGUUACGACAACUCCCAGCCAGACAUGCCACACUUACUGCUCAACAGCCUGAACAGACUGUGCGAACGCCAGCUUCUGUGGAUCGUCAGGUGGUCCAAGUCUUUGCCAGGUUUUCGGAAUCUGCACAUCAGCGACCAGAUGACACUAAUCCAGUACUCCUGGAUGAAUCUGAUGGUGUUUUCUUUGGGGUGGAGAACCUUCCAGAACGUCACAGGCGAUUAUAUGUACUUCGCACCGGACCUCAUCCUCAGCCAAGAGCGGAUGAGGAGGUCGCCAAUCUACGACCUGUGCCUGGCCAUGCAGAUUAUUCCGCAGGAGUUUGCGAGUCUGCAGGUUUCUCGAGAGGAGUUCCUGUGCAUGAAGGCACUCGUGCUGCUCAACACCGUGCCGUUGGAGGGCUUGAAGAGUCAGGGCCAGUUUGACGAGAUGAGACAGAGCUACAUCCGAGAACUCACCAAGGUCAUCCAGAUAAAGGAGAAAGGAGUGGUGGGGAGCUCUCAGAGAUUCUACCAUCUCACCAAGCUCAUGGACUCCAUGCACGAGAUAGUGAAGAAGGUCAACCUCUACUGCCUGAGCACCUUCAUCCAGGCGGACGCCAUGAAGGUGGAGUUUCCCGAGAUGAUGACCGAGGUCAUCGCGUCGCAGCUACCGAAGGUGCUGGCCGGGAUGGUCAGGCCCCUCCUCUUUCAUAACAAGUGAUGUUGUGAUGGUCUGGAGAGAAUUAGGGAAUAUGGUGCAGCAUUCUGAAAACGCUUAAUGUGGGAAAAAUAAAGGUUUAUAUGGUUAAACAGUGACCUCUGAUUAACAUAUUUUACUUGAUGGCCAUGAAGAUUGUCCAAAAUUCAAAGGCAAAGACAAAGCAAGCAUUUUUUUUUUUUGGUUAUUUGUUAUGUUUUAAACAACUUGUUUGUUUAAUGCAGUGUAAGCACACUUCUCUGCACAUUUUAGUGGUUUCCCUGUAUUAACAAGCCACCUGACACUGUGUAGGAGUAGCUUAAUAACUCGCUAAUUUACCUUGGAAGUCAGAUGAUGGAGCUGGGAAUGAUGCCACACUUAAAUUGAUGGCAUUGCAAAACAUUCCAAAAAUGGGUACUUUAAAAUAAGGCUCCUUUAUAAAGGGAUUAUAAAUAAGUAAUAAUAGUGAGCUAAGAGUUUAUUAAUGGUUAUAAAUUAAGUUGUAAACACUUUAAAAACAUUUAUAAGCACUUACAACACAUAAACAGAAAUAACAACAGUGACAGUGACUUUUUAAACAUAUGUAAUAAAAUAAUAUAGUAAAUCAGUUUAAUAUGUUAGUAUAGUUAAAUGAAUACGGUUAUUAACAGAAAUGUUAAUGCUGACUAAUUGAAAAGACAAAGCAAGAUCUUGUAAGAUAUGAGGUAUAAUAGAAUAUGAAUGAUAUUCAUAUGUUUUAACUGCUUAUUAAUGUUUUAUAACCUAAUUAAUAACAUUAACAACUUUAAACAUUAUUUGUACACCCUUUAUAAAGGAACCUUAUUUAAAAGUGGUACCCAAAAAUGUAUUCUAUUUCAAAAACAUAGUUAAAGUAAAGACUUUAGAUUUUCCCAAAACCGGUUUAACAAUCAUUUACCAGUGUUUUAUGGUGAAUCCAGUUAAAAUAUGUCCCACUUUUAAUGUCCAUUGUAACAUUGUCUCACAUUAGCUUUGUCAGCAUUGUCUCAGGUCUGCAUUGUUAAAGGCACAUUAGGCAACUCUUAGUUGGUUUUCUUAUGAGGCUCCCCCUACAGGCUGGGAGUAAUUGCUCACUGUCAUGUUGCUCUGUCAUGUUGGGUUUUCCCACUACUGAUUAUUUUUUUUAGCGCAACAGGUCAGUAAAUGCUACUCUAGUAAUUCUGAUUUAUGUAGCUCAUACAAUGAACUAUUUAGUAAAGCAAAUACGCAUACCUGGACUGAACAAAUCUGCGUUUGUGCGUCCACAACUCAAUCAUCGCUCCUCAGUUUAAACCGUGAUGGCAGGAAUGUGUGGGUGGGAACACAAGGCUCAGCAGACGAAUCACAGCUGCUGCUGUCUGUGUCACAUGAUAAAGUAUAAAAUGGCCUUAAGGCUUUGUCCACAUUUAUGUGAACAUCAACACAGAGAGCAGAAACACUGGGGUACUAAACAUACUAAAACAACAAUCUUGGACUUCAGCCAGUGCCCAGACCUAAUCAGACACUCAAUAAACAAGUUUCCUUCUAUUUAUCCCUGUCCUUUACAGAAAACACCAGUGGCACCUGAACUACCAGCACUAAAUACUGUAUAUCUCACUCUUUUACUAAUUAUAAACACUGUGUACCACCCGAUGGAUUCACCUGGUUAAUAUGCAAACAUAAUUGGUCACACAAAUGCAGAGUAAUGGUGACGUUCACAGGUCACUGUUCUAGUACAUUUUGCCAUGCUUUAAUAGGAUGAGUAUAUCAUGUAAAAAAGUUGACAUUUUAGUGUAUUAAAUGUGUAUGUUUUUUUUAAAUAGCAGUAGACAAUCAUUUAGCAUGAGAGACAGAGGCUGCAUCCCAAUUGCUCAUUACACAUUAUUACUAUACAUUUUACUACAAUAUAAGUUCUCUGUGUGUGAGUAGCUCUUCCUAGGCCUGUUACAUUUUAUAGACCUUUUUUUGGUCUGUAAAUCAUUUUUGCUAACUUUAGUAUUGUUGAUUUGCAUGUUUGCUUAUAUAAAUAUGCUGAGAAACAUCUGACUGGCAUUUUAUUAGCAUUUUUCCACAGUUUUCCAAGUUUUUCUGACUGCUGUUGUGAUGUUUAUCAUGUUUUAUACAGACAUAACUUAUAGUUUUAAUUGUUUUUCCCUGCCUAUCAAUCUUCUCAGACUACAAUACCCAGCAGUCAAUGCAAAUGUAAAUGAUAGUUGAGGUAAAAAAAAUAUGAACAAUUUUUUAUUAUUAUUAUUAUUAUUAUUAUUAUUAUUAAAUAAAGGAUUCAUGCUCUUUGAAAAAGUAAUGAUUAUGCUGUUAUAUUCUCAUUAUAUACUUGGAAGAGUAUACAGUAUUAUCCCCGCAAAUCAAGGGGGCCUAGCUCCUCCCUUCCUGUUUUACAUUGCAUUCUGGGAUAAUAUUGUUUACCAUAGCCCCACUGAAACCAAUAUCCAAACAAUAUUUCUAUUUAAAGUAUAUAUUUAGAUUUUUAAAGUAUACACAAUGUUAUAACUUCAAACUUGUAUCUAUACUACAUAGUAUAUACCAUAAAACGCUUUAGUAUUAGUAGUUAGUAAAGUAUUGGGAUAUACACAGAGUUCAUUUCUACUACUGUGAAUUGGUUUUUAGUGUUUUUAAUUCAUCGUCUCAGUACAUUAAGCCAUAUAUAUAAUAUAUAUAUAUAUAUAUAUAUAUAUUUUUACAGCUUAAUGGAAAUAUCAGUCUUUUGCUUGAUUUGUUUUGGCGUGAAAAAAAAUUCUGUGUUCUAAUUGCUUACUAUACACUAUACACUAAAAGGUAUAUUAGGUAUAUAAGUAAAACUAGUUAGUGUUAGCAAUUAGUACACAAUUGGGACACAUCCAGAGUCUAUUACUGUUACUAAUGUGAAUGUAACUUUGUAAUGUGAAUAUACUGAUUUUUUUCUUGUUCCCUGUUUUAGUACUUUAGACUAGGAUAGGCCUUUUCCACAUUAAGCUUUUCAGAAUGAGAACCAUACAACUUAUAAGCACGGUGUGACAGGGUGAUAGAUGAUUAAUUUUUUUUUUUUUCUCUGUUUGAACUUGGCUUAAAUGCUGCAGUGAAUUUUUACAGUGGUAUAAGAUGAAUUAUUGCAUUAUUGCUAUAUUGUUAUAUUGCUUAUGCUUUUAUUUCAUCAUUUUUAUUCGAAUGAUUAAAUGUUGUGUGGUAAAUUUGGGAUCAGUUUCGGGAGAUGUUCGCGCGAGUGUCGUUGUGGGUGAGAAAGCACAUGUUGCACAUGCUGGAGUGGCGUGUACGGCGUUCUGCAUUGUGUCCAGCAGAUCUACGAUCUCUCCACAGUGAUGGACUGCAGGAACAUCAUGUAGAUGACCCUCAUCCUCGCUCUGUUACUGCUAAUUUCAGGAUGUGGGCUGGUUUCCAGUUACAUUACUCAGCGUUUCUUUAUAACAGCAGCAGGAGCUUCGCGCAUAUGUUCCUGAGUACGGACCACAGAGAAAUACAGCCUGGAUACAGGUCCUGAUGUGGACGAUAAGUAGCCCUGAGGGAGGGACUGCGGUUUUAUGCUAUUCUGUAACAUUCCAGUGCAUCUCCUCCUCUGAAUGUACAACAAUAUUACUAUUAUAUAACUUGGUUGUACUUUAAUUGAACUGUAAUCAAUGUACUUCAAAUGUGUCAAAUAUUUCAGUAAUAAAAUGCAUUGAUUGUGUACAGUGA